Molecule: messenger RNA, 1638 nt
Organism: Serpula lacrymans var. lacrymans S7.9
Lineage: Eukaryota; Fungi; Basidiomycota; Agaricomycetes; Boletales; Serpulaceae
Exons: 8
Coding region: 99-1232 (377 amino acids)
Biological process (GO): intracellular protein transport; vesicle fusion; endoplasmic reticulum to Golgi vesicle-mediated transport
Cellular component (GO): SNARE complex; Golgi membrane; endomembrane system
Molecular function (GO): SNAP receptor activity; SNARE binding
Source: RefSeq, a predicted model, not a curated record
GGGCGUAUCCAAGUUUACUAACUUGCAGUACUAACACCAUUCCCUCCUCAUAUACCAUAUUUAUAAUAGCAUAUCCCGCCCACCCAUCUCUCUGAUACAUGGGUAUUCAAGACCGCACGGACGAGUUUCACACCUGUGUCGAAUCUAUACGUCACAGAUCUGCCUUUCCCCCACGCGGAGCAGAAGUGAAGCAGAGGCUGCUGCAAACGUAUGAAAAGAGUCGAGCAAAGAGUGAUUUUUCGCGUAUGGCGGCGGCUAUUGGGAAGGAUAUCAGUAGUACGACGAUUAAGCUUGGGAAGUUGGCGCAAUUGGCCAAGCGUAAAACUUUAUUUGACGACCGGCCAGUGGAGAUUAGCGAACUAACGUUCAUCAUCAAGCAAGAUAUUGCUGGUAUCAACAAACAAAUUGCAGUACUACAGGCAUAUAUCAAGCAGAAGAACACACCGGGGUCGCAGAAGUCGUCAGAAGGGAAGCAGCUAGAUGAACAUACUCACAAUGUGGUCAUGAUGCUCCAAAACAAGCUCGCUGACACCAGUAUGAGCUUUAAAGACGUUCUUGAGUUACGAACACAAAACAUGAAAGAAGCCAGGGACCGUACAGAAAAAUUCAUGCAUACUACCUCUUCUGCUACCAACCAUGCCCCGCCAAGCUCCCUGCUUUUUAAUAACCAAGACCCAAUGGGCGAUGGUAGUCUAGGUCGUACGAAUUCAAAGGGCAAAGGGCGAGCUCCGCGAAAUGACGAUGUCCUCGCACUCAACCAUCUGUCCGCGGAAGAAGGAUUUCACACCCAGACCAGAGGAGCAUUUAUGCAAAUGCAACUCGCUGAGCAACAAGAUAACUAUAUUCAAUCGCGUUCUACGGCCAUCGAAUCUAUUGAGUCUACCAUCGCCGAGCUCGGUCAAAUAUUUACUCAACUGGCAAAUAUGGUCGCGGAGCAGCGAGAAACAGUUCAGCGAAUCGAUGCAGAUACUAUAGACAUUGCAUCAAAUGUGAGUGGUGCACAGAGGGAACUGUUGAAGUAUUACGCCGGCAUAUCAAGCAACCGUUGGCUGAUGCUAAAGGUUUUUGGGGUGUUGAUCGUGUUUGUCAGUCACCGUCUUUCCUUAUCUUUGUCCUUGUCUCUUAGUUCGGACGCCGGGCGCCUCGCCUUCAGAAUAUAUUAUUUAUUUACUUGGACUCUCACGACGUCUAUCACGGCUUUUGAAAGGGUUAUCAUAGACAAUGACUUAUAAAUAAAAUACUGUAAAGAUCCUAAGCACUAUCACCCAACUGGUAUAGCAUUAACACCGGUUGCCCAGUCUUUGACUCUUGGUCUCUUACAUUCAGUAUCCCUCUUACCGUCACGAUGUUGUGCCGUCUCCAUACUGUCUUCAACUGUCCAUGUUCUCUUCUUAGUUGCAGCCUGGUCGAUACCCGAGGUCGUCGAGUACCGUUUAGGACCGUCCGGUCGUGCAGCCGCUCUACCAUCGUUGGAUACUAUCUGCCUUCCCAAUCGCUUGCGCUGCAGCCAUACAAAAUACCUCGUUACUGUACGUUCUUCGCGCGCAGUCAGAUUAAUCACUCACACGCUGCAUUUCCAACUCCUUAUUACGCUCCUUACUUCUCCCUCCACCUCCCACCGUAAGCUCUACAUUGAUU